Messenger RNA from Durusdinium trenchii, 703 nucleotides. The record is from the annotation of a GenBank genome assembly. NCBI's taxonomy places the organism in Eukaryota, Dinophyceae, Suessiales, Symbiodiniaceae.
GAAAACUCAUACCUGGAGAUCCCUUGAUCUUGCCGCUUUCUGAAGCAUUUGCCCAACUGCCAGCUUGCCCAGGAGGUUUCGCUUGACCAGAUUUUGGCCCGAGACCACCGUUGCUGAGAAGACGCUGUUCCAGCCAUGUCCAUCCGUUCCGUCUUGGUGGUCCUCCUUUGGGUUCAGCUUGACCUUGUGGCCGCAUCCUCGUUCAACGAGACCGGCCGCAGCUUGGGAGUGUGCCCAAGUGGCAAGGUGGAUUGUGGCGUGUGCAAGUGCGUGGAAGCCACCACCUGCAAGUGGUGCAACGGCAUGGGUGGCCCUGCGACCGUGGGGUCCCGCCCCCAGCGGCCCAGCGCGGGCGCUUCGAGCUGCGGGUCGCCGGACCUGGUGAAUUGUGGAAUUUGCCGCUGCACUCCUCGCAGCUCGUGUGCCUUCUGCGAUGGUGAAGGGGGCCCGGCGACGAUCAUGGCACCCAUCUCAGGUGGAUUCAAUGGCAAGCCACUGGUGGUGAUGAGCUUGGUGCUCCUAAAAUUGGUCCUGUAAAAGGUCAAGAGCAACCUGGACCGCUUUCGGCACCGCUUUUGCCAGCAUCGUGCCCUUGUUGGAGCCUAGUGUGAGCUAGGUGCUCCAGUUUUGUCCAGGCGGCUGUUCGCCGAAGCCCAAGAGCCUAGAGCUGGUCAUUUUAGAGUUGCUGGUUGAGCUGAAUCAA